AUGUGUUUGUGGAUUCUGACAGCAUGUUUGGGGAUGCUCCCAGCGAACCCAACGCCAAUUGUGAUCGUGUCUGGGGUACCGGCACCAAUCAUAGUGCCCACUGCAGCACCAGUAACGGCUGCCACCACGACCACUACUGCUGCUACGACCACGAACGCGACAUUGGCGCCUACACCACCACCCACGACCACUACGACAACUACGACAGCAGCGACCACCACCACCUCCACGGCAGCUCCUACGCCUCCCCCUACAACCACAACUACAACUACAACUGCAGCUACGACGACGACGACGACAACAACCACAACUACUUUAGGCCCGCUCCCGAUUGACCCUCGGCUCGGCACCACCCCGGCUUCGGCAGCUGUAAACAUGCCUCCUAUAAGUGGAUAUAGUGCACAAAUACCAAAUUAUAAUACCGCUGUCAAUUUCCCACGGCAACGCAGAAGCGUGGACCAGAAAUCCGGAGUAAACAUGAAAGAGUUCUUAUGUAACUUAGGAUCCGAGAAAGAACACAGAAUUGUAAAAAGACAAAGUAACUGUGCAUGUGUGCCCACUGGAACUUGUAUCCGAUCUGGUACUAAUUCAGGUGCUGGUAUGAUUGACAUCAGGAUAGUUACUCCGGUAGUAACUCAGUGUCCAGCUGGUCAGGAGUAUUGUUGCGGCAACACUACUACGUCUACAUUGAUAAAUUGUGGUACGCUGCAAUCUGUGCCCACUACAGCCAUUACACCGGCUGCUGGACAAGCUAACUUUGGAGAAUAUCCUUGGCAGGUAUGUAGUGUAAAUACAGAUGAAGUUUGA
Molecule: messenger RNA, 807 nt
Organism: Spodoptera littoralis (African cotton leafworm)
Lineage: Eukaryota; Metazoa; Arthropoda; Insecta; Lepidoptera; Noctuidae
Source: the annotation of a GenBank genome assembly